UCAAAUCGGAUCCUCCGUCAUCGGACAGUGAAGAAACACACAAACUCUGUUUUUUUUCUCUCUCAAUUAAAAUCCCAAUUCGAAACCCUAACCAUCAAUUUUUCUCGAAGAAAUGAGCAACGACGAUGGCACCACCGUGGAGAUCACCCACAAAACCAUCGGCCCAUCUCGUCCGUCUCGAAUUCGAGUGGCGUCUCGUAUCAAAGUUCGUGAUUUGAGGAACGCGAUUGCGGAAAAGGGUCGGUUCCCCGUCGCGAAUUUGAGGAUGAUUCUCCGUGGGAAGGCACUGCAAGACGAGGAAGAUGGAGAGGAUGUAUACGUCACGCUCAAGGACGAAGAUUCCUUAACCGUUGCUGUGAUACCAAAAAGACCAGUUGGAGUUGAGACAUACGAUGAUGAUGAUGAUGACGAGGAACUGAAGUUUAAGCUCCCACCAUCAGCAAGCAGGUGGAAGAGGAAGCUUUACUACUUUCUUCGUAACAAGUUGAAGCUUCCCGAUAUCAUUCUUAUGGGACUCUUCUCUUUAAGUCUGAAGAUGUGGGCUAUUAUCACCUUGUGGUUUAUCUUGGCUCCUAUUGCCCAUCGUUGGGAACUAGGCCCUAUAUUCUUACUAGGGACUGGCUUCUCAAUCAUCUUACUCAAUCUUGGUAAACGACAACCCGGUGAUGUCAGUGCAUAUUCCAUAUUCAACGAGGACUUUAGAGAGCUUCCAGGUACAUAUAAUGCAGAGCGUAUAGACCGUGACAUACGAGCAGGCCAUAUAUGAUGCAAGAUUGCACAUUGGCAUGACUAAGGUUAACAUCAACGGUGGAACAGAACUUAUAGCCAGUAUGCAACCAAAAGAAAAAGAUCAGAUGUUUUUUAUCCCAUCAGAUUGAGACAACACAAAGCAUCACAGUACUUGUACAUGAGAUCUAAUUUUGAUAUUGCAACAUUAUAAUAUUUUCAAAAAUAUGUAUGAUAUCAUACUUUCUGUCA
Molecule: messenger RNA, 978 nt
Organism: Brassica oleracea var. oleracea
Lineage: Eukaryota; Viridiplantae; Streptophyta; Magnoliopsida; Brassicales; Brassicaceae
Exons: 7
Coding region: 113-766 (217 amino acids)
Molecular function (GO): protein binding
Source: RefSeq, a predicted model, not a curated record